CAAAAAGAUAUCUAAUUAAAAAUUUAGCGAACAGACAAUGUUUCGUUUAUUUUCGCUAAAAAAUAUAAAUAGAUUAGCUAUUAAUUAGCGGCCUUUAGAAUGCAUAAGAAGAUCUAAUUCUUCUUUUCUUAGUAAAGUGAUUUCUUAAAAUACUUUAAUGGCUAGAAUGCAGCCCACUUAUCCUUUUCAUUGUUUUAAAUCCUUCUAUACAUUUUCUGCAGCCAAGCCUUAGCCUCCUAAAGAUAAUUAAUAAUAAUAGUAGCAGUAAUAGUAGUAGAAGUCAAAUAUAUAAUAGUAAGGGACAAGUUAAGCAGGAUAAUCCUUUAAGGAAGAUGAUCAAAAAGCAAAGGAACUUGAGUUGAUAUUUUCAAAAUAAAAGAGAUAAAAACAGGAGGAAAAGUUUGAUCCUGAAUAGAAAUUAGCAGAAUUCGAAAAAAAGGUUAAAAAUACUAAUUUGAAUGUAAUAAAGAGAGAGCUAUUUAAUGAUUCAAUGCAAUUGCCAAUUAAGUUUUUAGCAUAUAAUUUUGCAGGACACGCAUCUGUUGGUACUUUCCUUGCAGAAUUAUGCCGUUCAUCUAUUGAUGCAGUGAAUCAUUUAGUACUUUAUUUUGCAAAUUAUAUUGAUGUUAAGCCAAGUAAACGCUAUCCAUAAGGUUUAGAAAAUAUAAAGCAGUUAAUUGUUUUAAUACCUUCAUCUCUAUUCGUUUCAUUUGGAGCUUACACUAUUUACUCAGCAUUUACAGAAUAUUUAGCGGCAGGUCCAGCUGUGGCAGCAUAAUCUGAUAAUAUCUAUUCAAUUUUACUCUAUUUAGCAAGUUUUUGUAUUGAAAUAUCCGUUAUUGCUUACAAUAUUAGAGAUUCAUUGAAAAUGUAGAAUAUAAAUUCAACAUAAUAAACUAAUUAAAAAUUGUCUUUGUUCUAAAUUAUGAAAACUUUAGUAGCAAAAAAAGACCCUCUUCUUUAAGCUAUUCUAUAUGAAAAUAUGAUCACACUAAUGAGUAUGAGCGUUCCUCUUAUGGUAGGAAUCAGUAACAUGAUCAUUCCAUCAAAUCUCCCUGAAUUUAUUGGGCAAAUAGUCAUAGGGUCAAUUUAAUUAUUGUUAGGAUAGCGUUUAUUCAAAGAAGUAGCAUCAACAAUUUUAGGUAAAAGUGUUGAUGAAGAGACUAUGAAUGAUAUUCAUAAUGAAAUUAUGAAGAAUCCUUAUGUAAAGAGUAUUAGAGACGAAAAAGGUAUUAUGUCUGGAUCAGUUAGAUUUAAAUACUAUGCUAUUGUUGAAUAUGAUUUUGAAUAACUUAAUGAGGAUGCUAUGGAAGAUUACAGAUAAAUGAGUGAUUAUAUUAUUUACAGCUAGGAUUACAAAGAUAGAUAGGAAGAACUUGAAGAAUUAAUGGAAAGUUUUCCAAUUAGAUUGUUAAAGGAAGUUAAAAGAUAGGAGUAGUUGAUUUUGGAAAGUAUCAAAAUAAAAUAUCCAUAGUGUGAUUAUUUGGAUUUAAAUAUUGACACAGAUAAGCUCUAUUAAUUCUUAGAUGAUGAAGAAAAAAUAAAAAACUCAUUCCAUCAAGAAAUAUCAAGUGAAGACGAAGAAAAAGAAGAAAGUGAAAAUGACAAAUUGAUUAGAGAGUGGAUUAUCACAACUAGUUAAUAAAUGUUGGAAAAGAAAUUCACCAAAUAAAAGUAAAUUAUAGUAAAAACCAAAGAUUAAUAGUUUUAUGAAAAUCUUCACUUUAAAAUUAAUCCAAAACAUUACUCAAAUAAUAUUCAUCGCAUCUUCAUUCAAGAAAAAGCUCUUGUUCAUGAAUAACAAAGGGCUUAAAUUAUAGAGGAAGAUUUAAAUUACGAUGAUUGCUACAAAAAUAACGAAGACCCCAUUUGAUUUCAUAGAUAAAAUAUAUUAAGAUAAAAAUUCUAUUAGCAAAAAUGAUUUUUUGCAUUCUCAACUUUAUUAUUGAAAUUUUAUAACUAAUUUAUAUAUUGUUUAUACUUUUAAUUUAUUAAAGAUAUUCUUCU
This is a messenger RNA of Tetrahymena thermophila SB210, 2007 nucleotides long. Its product is annotated as cation efflux family protein. The transcript has 8 exons. Gene Ontology annotation, cellular component: membrane. Gene Ontology annotation, biological process: transmembrane transport; zinc ion transport. The record is from RefSeq and is a predicted model, not a curated record. Gene Ontology annotation, molecular function: monoatomic cation transmembrane transporter activity. Lineage: Eukaryota; Ciliophora; Oligohymenophorea; Hymenostomatida; Tetrahymenidae.